AUGACUAAGGAAACUGUGUUACGUAUUACGAAUGGAUCACCAACUCCAGCCUUUGCGGAAAAAGUGAAGGUACGUCAAACAUUGCAGCCUACGGCCAUUGAUGUUAGCAGUCUGCCAAAUCCCACGUUAAUUAAUGGAGAACCAUCUUUGGUAAUCCCUACUGAUUUUUAUCAGGAAGGCUGUAAGCCUUUUGAGUUCAGCUUUAUUGCAAGACUCAACUUCACGGGUUUGAAGUUUUUGGAGGUGAAGAACAGUUUAGUUACUCAAUGGCAGCUAAACCCUAACUCGGUUAGGUUUAUGUCUAUGAGUAGGGGUUUCUUUGUUGUUAUGUUGGGGGAUGAGCACACAAAAGCCAGAAUCCAUAACAGAAAAUGGUUUUUUAAUCAACAGGAGCUACGUUUGAUGGAUUGGUACCCUGGUUUCGAUCCGGAAAGACAAAAUACUUCCCAUGCACCUGUUUGGGUUCAUCUUCCAGGUCUUCAUGCAGAGUUAUGGACCGAAAGAUCUUUGCUAUCCAUUGGGAAAGCAGUUGGUAAUCCGAUUGUAGUUGAUCAAAGAACUUUGAAUCUGGAGUUUGGAAGCUAUGCGUCAGUGCUGGUUGACGUAGAUUUCGCGAAGCACAUUCCUGACAGAAUUCUUCUAACAGCUGGGGGGAGAACUUUCUGGCAAUAUGUGGAGAUACCUAAGCAUCCAAAAUUCUGUAUGCAUUGUAACAUCAUAGGGCACAAUGAGAGUGAGUGCAGGAGGAAACCAAAAUCUGAUGAACCUGUUAAGGACAAGGCGGAUAUUCAGGAAUGGCAGGAUGCUAAAGGUAAGAAGCGAUCACGCAAUCGUAAGAAGAAUAACACUCAAGCGGAUACUAGUGGUGUUGACAACUCAGGCGAAACUGGUGAAGAUGCACACAAUGGUGCAGGUAAAGAUAUUAAUGUACAUGUUGUUUUUGGGGAGAAUGCUGCUGGUAAGGAGGAUACUAGUCAGCUUGAGGAGGUGCUGGCUGCUUCUGAAGCUCGGCUUCGUGCAGCGUCUGACGCUGUUGAGACAUCUAAAUUGGCGAUUGCACAGAAAUGA
Molecule: messenger RNA, 1068 nt
Organism: Papaver somniferum (opium poppy)
Lineage: Eukaryota; Viridiplantae; Streptophyta; Magnoliopsida; Ranunculales; Papaveraceae
Exons: 1
Coding region: 1-1068 (355 amino acids)
Source: RefSeq, a predicted model, not a curated record